AUGCAAUCCAAUACAUCAUCAUCCACCAAUUCCACAACCCACAGACCUGCUCGCGCAGCCACUAGCCUCCGCAAUCGCCUCAACCGUCUCUUCUCCUCCAGCCCCAGUGAAACGUCCCUAGAACCCACAUCUUCAAACGCAAGUGACAGACACCUCGUCCUCCAAGGAUAUCUCCAAAGAAGCGGUCUCAUGAUCGCGGAAUCAGAAAGCCAGAUUCUUGAUUUAAGAUAUCGUUUGGGGGUCCUUGGAGUCGAGGAUCUUCCCCCUUUGACGCCAUUCUAUCGAAGAUGGCAAGAGUUCGUUGAACCUGGCAUCGAAGCCAUUCUACAACUCGGUCCGGAAUACGUCCAUCUCUUAGAUAUGCAGUUGAGCUGGGUUAGACGCGUUCUUCAAGAGCAGAACGCUAUCAUUCUGCAUCUUCGGGAGUGGAGGAGAGAGCUGGAGAGAGAGCGUUCUCUGUUCUCGUGCUGGUAAUUCUGGUGUGAGAAUGCUUAUUAGGAUUAAUUCCGAUUCUGAGAUCAAAGGCCUAGUUGAGACGGAAACAGAGCUACUUGUUUGGUUAAAUCCUAUAGAGUAG
Messenger RNA from Hymenoscyphus albidus, 577 nucleotides. The record is from the annotation of a GenBank genome assembly. NCBI's taxonomy places the organism in Eukaryota, Fungi, Ascomycota, Leotiomycetes, Helotiales, Helotiaceae.